Molecule: messenger RNA, 8970 nt
Organism: Scophthalmus maximus (turbot)
Lineage: Eukaryota; Metazoa; Chordata; Actinopteri; Pleuronectiformes; Scophthalmidae
Gene: adgra1a
Product: adhesion G protein-coupled receptor A1a
Exons: 7
Coding region: 1277-3265 (662 amino acids)
Biological process (GO): G protein-coupled receptor signaling pathway; cell surface receptor signaling pathway
Cellular component (GO): glutamatergic synapse; plasma membrane; postsynaptic density
Molecular function (GO): G protein-coupled receptor activity
Source: RefSeq, a predicted model, not a curated record
AGAAGAAAAAUGUUGUACAUUUUAAAGUUAAAUCCAUCAAUCUGGUGAACUUUGAUAGCAAAUUAGGAGGCUAGAUCUAUGAAAAACUUUAUGCUCUUGUCAACAAUUGUGUGCUGUACCCUUACAACAUAUACCUGUGUUGUAUGAACACUGACCCCCUCCCACAUACAAGUGCAAAAAUGGGGAAAAAUAGCAUCUUUUCAAAAGUGCGCUGCUGGGUGACAGACUGAGAUCUGCUCUGCAAAACACAAAUAGGCUGAGUGUUUAGUCGCUUCUUUGCAUUGACUUUGUAUGAUCAUGUGUCUGUAAUUGUUCUUUUUCUUCUGAUGUGAAUAUAUGUCUCCUAUUGGUCAACUGCUCCAGCAGAAAUCCGUUCAAUAGUUUUUUUUUUUGCAAUAUUGUACUGACAAACAAGCAAACAAACAAACCAAAAAAUGUCAUCAAUUUUUCCUCACUUUCUUUUUGUUGUUGUCAUUUUCAACUAUUUCCCAGGGAAUAACUCAUGGACCUUGAUGAAAAUAAAUCAGGCAUAAUUUGGGAAACUGAUAAAUAUGAACGUGUGCAGUUUGGUUCGGCUUGAUUGGCAGACUGUUGGCCCUUAUGCCCUCCACUCAGCUCUGGCGUAGGACUCACUGAUGACCUGUGAAGGCUUAGGGACUCGAUGUUUUAUUCAUUGUGAGAAGCGGGGGACUCGUGGGCUGCGACGCAUGGACCGACGAUGGCUGAACCAACCGAGGCUAUUUCAGUCUUCCCGUAGCGAGCGUCCUUACCGCGGCUGCUCCGACCUGCAGCUGUUUGCUUUUUUUUUUCGGCUCGCGGGUGAUCCGACCGAUGCACCGCCUCCACUUGACUGAACGCGUGCCCCCCCCGCCCCUUAACGCUCCCCACGUAAUGUGCCGGCGCAGUCGGUAGCGGCAACCGGAGCGCAGCCGCCCGCCGUGUCCUCUGACCUGGAUCGAGCGCAGCGGCGUCUGGCUCGCGCGCGGCUGUGGAGAGGACGCACCACCGCAGCCCUGGGUGGAGAGAUGGAGUCGGGACCGGGAGGCCGUGGCUGCCCGUCACCGCUGCCCCUGCCGCCGCCGCCAAGCUGCAGGAAGAGUGCCGGCCUCCUGUGAUCGGACCCUCCUCUGCUGCACCUGGACUCUUGGCCACCCGAACCCCAAAUCACCAGCCUCUCUAAGGAUCGCAUGGACCCGCAGGGCGCAGGGUAGGGGGCGGCAGGGGCCUCCGGCAGAGACCAGGGCUUCACAACUCAAGUUUCACUUCACUAAGGCUCAUGGAUUUGAAGAGAGUGUUGUCCUUCCCACCAUACCCUGGGGAUUACCUGCAUCCAGUGGUGUAUGCCUGCACUGCAGUCAUGCUGCUCUGUCUGCUUGUCUCCAUUAUGACCUAUAUUGUCAACCACAGUGUGAUCCGCAUCAGCAGGAAUGGCUGGCACAUACUCCUCAACUUCCUCUUUCACACGGGCCUAACAUUUGGAGUUUUUGCGGGGGGCAUCAAUCAGAUCAACCUGCCGUUUGUGUGUCAGAUUGUUGGCAUUGUGCUCCACUAUGCUUCUUUGUCCACCAUGCUGUGGCUGACAUUCACUGCUAGGAAUAUCUGUAAAGAUGUGUGCAAAGACCCACUUCGGGCCCAGGACAGGAAUGGGCCAGGCCAGACUCACAGCAAACCAACCGUCCUGAGAUUUUAUCUUGUGAGUGAUGGAAUCCCUCUCAUAAUUGUUGGAGUUACAGCAGCAUUUGGUAUGGAUAACUAUGGCAGCAGGGAUGACGCUUUGUACUGCUGGAUGGCAUGGGAACCAAGCCUGGGGGGUUUCUAUGGCCCUAUGGCUCUUCUGAUCUUAGUCAUGUCUGUGUACUUCUUGUGCACCUACAUCCAGCUCAAACGCCACCCACAGAGGAAGUAUGAGCUAAGAGUUCUGAGUGAGGAGCAGCAGCAGUUAUCAUCCAGUGAGUCAAACCAUCACUGCCACACAGACACUGGUGGAGCUUGUGGACCUGCUGUGGACAGUCCACAGUUUGCUACAGGUGUUUCAGUGCUGGCCAAUGAGCACUCAUUUAAAUCUCAGCUCAGGGCCACAGCCUUCACCCUUUUUCUGUUCCUGGCAACCUGGGCUCUAGGGGGGUUGGCAGUAUCUUUGGGACAUUUCCUGGAUAUGAUAUUCAGCUGCCUGUAUGGGGCUUUUUGCGUCACUCUGGGGCUCUUCCUUCUCAUCCAGCACUGUGCAAAACGUGAUGACGUGUGGCACCGCUGGUGGGCUUGUUGCCCUUCCAAAUCCAAGACACAGGAUGGGAAUCGUGGAGCACAGAUCCAGAGGCAGGGGCUACAUCAGCCCCACUGCCACCUUACCUCCCCAUACUCAGACAAGCAGCUCUCGCCUCACCUUGUGCAGAGUUCCUACCACAAAAUUACUUCGCCCGCACAGAGCCCUACACCCAACCAUACGGGUCCAUGCUGUGUGGCUGUGAUGAGUCCUGUCACAACAGCCCCACUAUCACCUCUCACUGAACCAAUGCCCUCACAACGUCCACAUUCACUCAUUGACGAACUGCCUCGUCCCGUUCCACCCCUACAGAGCUGCCUUAUUGACAGAACAAAGUCAUCCUCUUUCAACCGCCCACGCCCAUGCCUCCGGGACUACCGUUCUCACAUGACUUCCACCAGUAUGGAUGGGAGUGUGCACAGCUCCCACCUGGACAGCCCUGCACACCACCUUGAAGGCUCACCACUGGUUUCCAACAGCCCACACCCAGACAUCCAGCUUCCCUGCCCCAGCCCCCAUUUGGAUAAACAGCUGGUUUCCAGCCACAGCUUGCAACGCCAGACCUCCUGCCACAGUGCACAAGACUCAAUGACUUCCUGCCACAGCCAUGCACACAACAUGCAUGAUGCCUUGAGUUCCUGUCACAGUCUCCUCUUGCCUUCUCAUGGGGUCCACACCUGCCAGUGGCACAUGUACAGCUCAGCAGAUCAUUCCUCCAACACAAGCUGCUGUGAGAAACCUGAUCCCUACACGUUGCAGUAUCACCAAGACCCUGAAGCCUACAGCUGCAUGCCAAAGACAGGAGACAAAGAAAAGGAUAGACUCUGUGUUGAGGUGGAGCAGAAAGGUAACCCAAGAAGUACUCUGCCUCGGCAGCAUGCCACUGUCAGCCUACGAGGCACCAUCGCCCGUAACAGGAGCCUGCAGGAAGACAGCCUGUUUGGUUCAGAUGCCACAAGAAGCAUACGAACUGGCCCUUGGAAGAAUGAAACCACUGUAUAGUUUUCUUAUCCUUGUGCUUGCCAGACCCCUCAUCAGCCCUCUAGUCAAACUUCUCCUUCAGUGUGAAUGAAGUGGGUCUCACUGCCUUCAGCUUUGCCCUUAAACUACAGGUUGGGCUUUCAAUGGGGGCUCGUAUGCUGAUGUUAUUUCAGAAGCCUCUAUGACAAACUUAUCUAUGUGUGUUAAAAAUCAGUUUACAAGGAAUAUAUUUAAAAAUUAGAAGUUAACAUUGAAUAUGUUUUAUGCUCCAUGCAGUUUAAAGUUGCAACCAUUUUAGGGGAAAAGUAACUCACAAGUUAACAAUGUCUCAGCAGGAAAAGGUCCUGGGUUCGAACGCCAUAAGUACCAGCCUGGUCAUAUGGGUGUGGAGUUUGUAUGUUCUCUGUGUUUGCAUCAGUUGCGCCACAUUCCUCCUACAGUCAAAGGACCAGAAGGACAUAUGCAAGGAAAACUCCGGCUUUGAGGCUUUCACGGGUUGCAAACUUUGGAAGUAACUAGGAAAUUAUGUGAACCUCUUAAAACCUCUACUCCUUCCACUGCCCUUGUGACUUUACACUAAUAUUAUAUAAAGUUCUUAAAUAUCCAUACGCCCUACAGCAAGCAAGUGGGAGAAUAGGAAGCCCGAAAAAUCCUUCAAAUGCUUCAUGCAUACUCAUGAGGGUUUGGGGGUAGAGGUCUUCGCAAGUUUGGACCCAAUCCAAAACUGACCAGUGGGGAAAAAGGGACCCUACCAAAAAGUGAUCCAAGGACAGUGAGUGCACAUCCAAAUGUCCAAAUGGACCUAACGAUAAUUAGACCUGAUUAUGAAAACAGUCAGUAUUAUGCAAGGAAUUAUCACUGAUUGCACCUUUGAAUACUUGUUUCAAAGGUGCAAUCAGUGAUAAUUCUUUUCCUUAUUGUUAUUAUGUUACAGUGUCGGGUGUCCAUAUUAAAUGUCACCAGUAUAUCAAUCAGUCAGGUAAAGUUAUGUAAAAGUAAUCCCUGUGAGACAAAAGCUGAGGUGCUUGACUGCACAGAAUGCUUGGUUCCAACAGAAGACGUCACCGAUUUGUUUAUACGGUCAUCUGCCCCAAGCACAGUUCGUUCUUCCUAUGUUAAGCGGAUAAAAUGUUUGGAAUAUCAGAGGGAACAGAUUGGGGUCUACAUUGAACUAGAAGAGGUAUGUGCUGUAAUCCAAAGGUGCUUUGGGGCUGUAGAAGUAUUUCACUGAGAUGCAAAAUGUAAAGCUCAUUACCAAGGUGUGUUUUCAUCUGUGAGUAUGUAAGGGAGUCAGCUGCAACAUCUCUUGAUGCAUGGCAUUGUGCCACUAACUUGUCAACAUGUUUUUGUCAUCUGCUUCAGUAGAUGUCAGUCACUGACUUUGAAUAAUCUUUGUGUAUAAGAUAACCAGAUAGGUAAAGCACCCCCCUUUGGACCGAAUAACUGUUGUGUGUCUAAACAGGCCAAAGCAAAUUUGUUGUAUUCAUUUGGAGGAUACAAUCGAAGUUUGGUCAUUUCCAGCAGUACAAACAGUCAAAGGCAGAUUGUAGAAAUUAAAAUGCCUGUAAAUCAGUCAUCAGGAAUCGUUCAAACAAACCAUUUGGACUGCAUUGAAUAUGCAUGCACGUUUUAUCCCAUCAGGUUAACAGGUUUUUCAAAAUCAGGAACAAAAAUUUUAUUUCUGAACCUACAACAUUUACACAAGAUCUUUUGGACAUUGAGAUGAUUGCCAUGUAUGCUAUCAUGGGCAGCCGAUGCACAGGGAGGGCUGGUGUGCCUGCCUCCUGAGAACUGCACUAAUCACAGCAAAUUGAUCAACGCUAUGCUGAAUGCCUACUGUAAUGACUAUAAGGAUGGAAAAAAACUAUAUGGAUCAAUUUGCAUUUGUAAGACAUGCAAAGACAGGCUAGGUUAAAAUAGCCCCCCUUUCAAAAAGUAAAAAAAUUAUCUAUAUAUAUAUCAAACAUUUCUAUGCAUUGUGUUGCAGAUGUAUCUACUUAAUUAGCAUGCAAACCCAGGUCUUCCAAUAUCACUUUGUUCCUCAAGUGAUGAUCGCUAGUCAUUGACUCGUCCAGUCUCCCCUCAGUCCAACAUGAGAAGAUGAAGAAGUUGUUUCUGUGUGGGUUAAAAACCUUGGCUGCAGCCGCCUUCUCUCUGUUACAUUCCUUCAUGCUUUCCUCAACCUCAGAUCCUCAUUCUGCUGUUAUAGCUGGUAUCCCUCACAUUACUCCGCGUCUCGUGGCCUAUCCUCGCCUCUUGCACCACGGCUUCCCUUUCUCUCUGACAGGGCAGAUGAAGUGUAAAAUUGUCAGUCUGUCUAACAAUAACCAAAGAAAACAACCACCCAGUUCUUUAAUGAGAUUGCAAGUCAAGACUGUGUGGAAAACAUUACACCUUGGAUUGAAACUUGGGCGUGAUUAGCCAGCCCCAGUCCCUUAACAUGGUACACAGAGACGUCCCAUAAAAAUGUGGACUUUUGGAAGGUCCAUUAUCCCACUGAUUUGUCCUGGUAUGCCCAAUGGCCACUUUGAUUAUGGCUUAGAUGAAGGGGAGGGGGGAGCUGAGAUCAAAGAGUGCAUUUACUUGUUUCUUACAAAAGAGGUGGAUACAACUUACUGCUAACUUGCCCCCCCCCCACACUAGUUAAGAGUUUUGUGUUUUUGGUUGUUUUUUACACAUUGACCCUUUAAAAGAUCUAUAUUUGUUAAUGCUUUGUUUUUGUUGGCAUUAGACACUAUGAUUUUAAAGACCCCCUGCAGUCACGUUUUAAAAGUAUAACGUGGAAACCAUCCACCCUCUCUCCCUCAUUGAGGAAUUCUGACACUAUGAAUAUUCAUGAUAUGCAAAUAACACAGGCUGCACGCCCCGCCCACCACAGCAGCUCGUGCUAGGUUGACCUGUGAACUAAUGUGCGCAACAAGAUGGCUAGCGGCAACAUCGGCGAGAUUUGGCCAUAAAACCUUCACGAACUGCUAAUGCUAACGCUAACUGUAUGCUGACACACCUGCCGUCCUCUCGUGGAUGCGCUUCCUCUGCGUUUCCGGUUUCUUUGCCUACAUUUGCAUAUUCAACAGCGGUUGGUUUUCUGUAUUUGUGACGUACCAAAUCUAGCUUGCCCAGGAUUUGCUUGAAUUUAAAACUGCAGAGUGCACAGAAAUCUACUCAAGGAGAGGAAUGUGAAAACACCUCUAUAGUGACAAAAUUUGCUCAACACUAGUCCCUAUAGUCAAUGUCAGACAUUUUAGAGGACAGAAACAGAAGAAAAACACUUUUUUGAGUGGAGGGGGACGUUAAAUAUGAGUGACACGUGAAAGCAGAUUUGAAUCAGUGUGAGCAUGUGUUGUUUUUUGUGUGCAACUGUGCAUGAGUAGGUACAUACAGAUGUGGUGUCUUUGUUCUAUAUAUAUUUGUUAUUAUGGAUCCACCCUUGCAGAAUUUUACAUUUACAUAUAUUGAUAAUAUUUAAGUCUAUGAAGAUUUUCUAUGGAGACAAGUGAUGUAUGCUGCCAAACAGACUCUUGUCUGACAAAUAUUGCACUAGUAUGUAAUAUAGUCACUUUCACUUGGUGAGUUAAGUCAAAAGAAAAGUGCAAUGUGUUAAAAAGCACAAAUUUUGUACAGUGCCAAAUUAUGUGCCAGUUUUCACUGUGAUGAGAAACUCCACACCACCCAUUCUCAACAUUGUAGCAUCAUACAAACUUGAACUCAGGUUUUAGAAGAUCAUCAGCAACCCUUUCAAGUUGUUCCACACACCUUUAUAGGUUUUCAUCAGAGAGGUGUUAAGAGCCAUGAGUACGUUCAUAAAUCAGACCAAUUUUCUGUUUUUAUACAUUUUUGUAAAGUGGCUAUAGACAAGUGUUUUGCUUUGAAGUAAACAUUGAUUACACAAAAAAAUAGCACCAUUAGCAUUUAGAUUGGUUAUACAUAGGCCUUGCUUCUACUAUGCAAUUCUGUCUGCCAAUGCACAAAAUUUUCACAAAAAAAAAAAAGACUGCUCAAUUUACAGCCCAAAGGAAGUACAUCUGCUACUGCACAACCAAAACCGGAAGAGGACAGUGCUUUUGUUUUUACAAAACCUGCCUACUCAUACAUCUGGGUGUUUUUCUCUGCCUUUAUCAUAGCAAUCUAGUCAGGCUGGCCCUGGAGAAGGGUCAUGGCAUAUUUCGUGCAUAGUAUUUAUCACUGCCCCAACAGCGCAGUUUAUUUAAUUUUGUAAAAAUACCGUGGGAGGCACAGUGGUUUGCACUUUCUGCAAACUGCAAACAGCUGACUGUUAAAAGCUUACUGCUCAUGCCCGAGAUGAGCCGGGGGCUUCAAAAUAAUUGCACCAGUGGUCCUGCUUUAGUUAAUUUAAUUAUAAUAAUAUAUUUAAUUUAACUAUUAAUACAGUGCUUUAUUUAACAGACAAAGAAGACUUCUAUAUUGGCCAAUGACCCACUGACCUUUAAAGUGUUUAUCCUUUUAAGUGAUGGUGAUGAAAUAAAACUCAGAGAAGCUUACUGGCAUGUGAUGUGCAUUAUUAUUUAAACUAUGACUUGAGAUAUACUGUACAUAGUCUUUAGAAGUGAUGAUUAACCUCUUUCCCAUGGCCUAGUGUUGAAAACCAAAAUCACAGUAAAUCAUACUACUGAAUCCCAAUACUCGUAGAAUUGAAAUACUUAAAGAUAGCAGUACAUAUCAAAUCCCAAGUAUCAUGAUAGUAUUGAAACAAAGUUUCAUCAUGUAAAGUUCUUUAUUGAUCAAAGAAAUAAUGGUCUCACAAAAUAAUCCAUUUUAGGUUUUUAUGGAGCUUUCACCAGCAUGUCAUGGACUUCAUCACUUACUUAAAGUUGCUUCCAUCUGUCAGUGUGGUUAGCUCACGUAAUGACCGCUAACCCAACUCCACUGAGCCAACUUCAUCUUUAAAAUAGGAUUAAAAUCCUCAUAUAUUUGGGAUUUUAUUUGUUUCAUGUCUGAAUACAUAAUGGGACAUUUUAGUGUGGAUUAUAAAUAAUUUUUUUAGCAAAAUAUAUUAUCAUGUAAACACUUAUUUCAUUAAAGCAAACAAACAUCUAAAUUAAAAAUCUGAUUUCCAAUUUUCUUUGCAUGAUAAUAAUUUCGCUACUAUAUAAUUUGACUUUCUGAGCUCAAAAUGUACUAUUGCAGACACAGGUAUGAGACAGUUGUGGAUGGUUUGAUAAUAUUUCAUCAAGCUUAGUCCUUGUUUACAUUAUAGGUUUACUUAAUUCCAACUUUCCACAUUUAAUUGUGCUUUUCAUAGCCUUCGUUUUGAAACACCUCUCUUGUUCAUGGUAUUUAUCAUAAUAUUUAGAAUUACAUCAGUUAAAUUCAGCCUUACAUUUUAUUCUACUUUUAGGCCAUAAUUAGGCCUUUAUAUUGACACUAGUAUUACAUUUCAACAGGGAUGUCACCCUGUCAUAUAUUGUAGGUUAAACACAGAUGUUCACAUAUACUGUAUGUCAACAUAUCCUAGUUUGAUGUACUGUAGGUAUGAUCAUCAAACAACACUAACCUUCAGCCUGAUGUUGAUGACUGUGUACAAGUGAUGUGUUGUUGUGCCCCAGUAUUGCAACAGCUCCAAGUGUCUCCCCAGCCCAGGGAAGGACUGACACUGAGGAAUACUGUCCAAGCAUGAAACCAUUAUAAUGUGGCAUUUUUUAUUUCUCACGUCUAUUGUGGAUUUUCAACAAUGUGAAAUAAAACAAUUGGACACCUUGUAAGACAAA